Somion occarium is the source of this 629-nucleotide messenger RNA. NCBI's taxonomy places the organism in Eukaryota, Fungi, Basidiomycota, Agaricomycetes, Polyporales, Cerrenaceae. The record is from the annotation of a GenBank genome assembly.
AGCCGUCUUUUAUCCUUACCCAACUGCACCCAUGAUGCGCCCGACGAAAAUCUACGAACACCCGGAGUUCACCCUCGAAGAAGCAGACCUAUCACUAUUCUCCACCAUCUGCCUCAUCUUCACCAUGGUGCUUGCUGGUGCACUGUUUGUCAUGGCCAUUUCAUCGUUCGUACUAUGGAACGAGAGCUCAUACUUCUCAUCAGGGUAUCAACCCGCGUCAGUAUUCUGGGCAACGCAGCAAAGCAUACACACAUGAGCUAAAGGGUUUAGCUUACGGUAGAAGCGUCCGCGAUCCGAGACCGUUUCCUCCGAUAUAAGCUCAAACUCGAAACCCUGAGCUUAGCCUCCGCAAUAAAGCGGAUUGCCCCCGCCACCAUUGGCCUCAUAUCAUCUUCGGUGUAUCAAAACAAAUUUUGGAUUCUCCGGUUGUAACAGUAGACAGUGUUUGCAUCGGACAGGCAUGUACUAUAUUUCUAUAUGUAUUAUUAUUUUAGCUAGGCGCUGCUUUCCCUUCGCGCUCAAGUAGAUUUAGAUGCUUCUUCCUAUUGCUUUCGAUCGUCUAGAUAUAGGCUUCUUCCUUUACAAACAUGCUCAACCUCAUUGUUCAGACUCAAGCUCACACUCUUCCA